GAAGAAAAAAAACUGGAAGCUCCUACUGUUUACCAUUUACAGUAUUCCUCAAAAACUCUCUUCUCUUCGCUUCUCUUCUCUUCACUUCACUCCCAACCAAACCAAACACAUUCUAUUCCAUUCCUGUAACCUAACAACAACCAUUCUCUUCAACCCUUUGCAAUCUUCUAUAUAACAAAAAACAACCUUAAAACAAACAAAAAACACAACACACAAACAUAAAAAUGUCCAACACUCUGCAACAACAAAAUCCCACUCUCCAAUCCAAACGUCUCGAUCCGUCUUCCCAGCAUUCCCGUCCCGGCCACCGGAGAUCGGUAUCGGCGGGAGCUCCGUUAAUCUACUCCGGCGGCUCCUCGCUGCUUCCGACUGGGAACAUCUGUCCGUCAGGGAAGAUCCUCAAACCGGUUCUGCCCUCGCGUGGACCGAACCGGACUGACGUGCUGGGCUCGGGCACUGUGAACUACGGCCGCGGCAGCAUAGUGCGUGGUGGCUCCGGCGCCUAUCCCGUGCCGGUGGCUGUGCCCGCGGCGGCGUCGCCACUCACGGUGAAGCGCGCGCUCGGAGGGUCCGAUCCUGAGGAGUUGAAGAGGGUAGGGAACGAGCUGUACAGAAGCGGGAAUUUCUUGGAGGCGCUGGCAUUGUACGAUCGCGCUGUGGCCAUCUCGCCUGGGAACGCGGCGUGCCGGAGCAACCGCGCAGCGGCGCUCACGGCGCUGGGGAGGCUCGGGGAGGCCGCCCGGGAGUGCCACGAGGCUGUGAAAUUGGACCCUGCUUAUGCUAGAGCGCACAAGAGGCUUGCCUCUCUUUAUGUAAGGUUUGGGCAGGUUGAGAAUUCGCGGCGCCAUUUGUGUCUGUCAGGGAUUCAAGAGGAUAAGUCUGAGGAGCAGAAGCUGUUGUUGCUGGAGAAACAUUUGAAUAGAUGUGCUGAUUCGCGGAAAUUUGGUGAUUGGAAGAGGGUGCUCAGGGAAUCAGAAGCUGCUAUUGCUGUUGGAGCAGAUUUUUCGCCGCAGAUUGUUGCUUGCAAGGCAGAAGCUUAUUUAAAACUGCAUCAACUUGAGGAUGCUGAAUCCAGUCUCUUGAACAUUCCGAAGUUGGAAGGCUGUCCUGCAGCAUAUUCUCAAACCAAGUUCUUUGGUAUGGUUGGUGAAGCCUAUGUUCCUUUCGUGUCUGCUCAGGUUGAGAUGGCCUUGGGGAGGUUUGAGAAUGCUGUUGUGGCAGCCGAAAAGGCUAGCACUUUGGAUUACAGUAAUGUUGAAGUUGGUAGGAUUGUAAACGUUGUAAGAAUGGUGGCAAGAGCUCGUUCAAGGGGCAAUGAUCUUUUCAGCUCUGGCAAGUUUUCUGAAGCUUGUUCUGCUUAUGGAGAGGGCCUCAAGUAUGACAACUCCAACUAUGUUCUAUAUUGCAAUAGGGCAAUUUGUUGGUCUAAACUUGGACUGUGGGAACAAUCGGUUCAAGACUGCAACCAAGCUCUUAACAUUCAACCAAAUUACAACAAGGCUCUUUUCCGAAGGGCCGCAUCAAAUUCAAAGCUUGAAAGAUGGGCAGAUGUUAUUAAAGAUUAUCAAGCCUUAAAACGCGAGCUUCCUAAUGACAUUGAAGUUGCUGAGUCUCUUCGUCGGGCUCAAUUAGCAUUAGAAAAAUCUCGGCUAGUGGUGUAUGGUACCAAGUUUGGAGUUGAAGUUGAAGAAAUCUCAGCUUUAGACAAAUUUAAACCUGCCAUUGCUUCUGCUGGUGUUUCUGUAGUUUAUUUCAAAGAGGCAUCAAACAAACUAUGUGAGGAAAUAUCUCCAUUUAUAAACACCUUGUGUGUUAGAUAUCCCUCUGUUAAAUUUAUUAAGGUGGACGCUGAGGAGUGUAUUGCAAUAGCAAAAGCUGAGAACAUAAGAAGAGUUCCAACUUUUAAAAUUUAUAAAAAUGGAGAAAAGGUGAAGGAGAUGAUCCAGCCAACACAUGAGUUAUUAGAGGAAUCAAUAAAGAGAAGUAAUAGUCUGUAGGUAUUAGAAGAAUUCAUGGUCAUUAUUUGCAUUCACCUGCAACAGAAAACCACAGCAAUAUUGAAGAAGGUGCUCCAAGAAUGCACCAAUGUUUAGUUCAAAUUAGGAAUUCCAGCUUUCCCUGUGAUAUAAACCAAUUUUUCAGGCAGGAAAACCUCAGAUAGAUUUUAGAUACCAUUUUGAAAUCAUAUAUGUAUAUCUUUUCCCGGAAA
Messenger RNA from Vigna unguiculata (cowpea), 2209 nucleotides. RefSeq names its product inactive TPR repeat-containing thioredoxin TTL3-like. NCBI's taxonomy places the organism in Eukaryota, Viridiplantae, Streptophyta, Magnoliopsida, Fabales, Fabaceae. Gene Ontology annotation, cellular component: cytoplasm. Gene Ontology annotation, molecular function: protein binding. The record is from RefSeq and is a predicted model, not a curated record.